Molecule: messenger RNA, 2847 nt
Organism: Hydatigera taeniaeformis
Lineage: Eukaryota; Metazoa; Platyhelminthes; Cestoda; Cyclophyllidea; Taeniidae
Source: the annotation of a GenBank genome assembly
AUGACGUCCUUUUUUAGCAAUGGAGAUGCUGGCCAACCUAAUUUAAUGGGAUCUUGUAUCUUUCCUCCUGAUCGGGAAGAACCAGAAGUUGAUGAGUAUCCAGAGGAAGAAGGAGUCCUGGGUAGUGACAACGAUGAACAGGAGGAUCCACAGGAUUACGUCAAAGGUGGCUAUCACCCAGUCAAAAUCGGGCAGAUGUAUAAUGGACGUUACCACGUUGUGCGAAAGCUUGGUUGGGGUCAUUUCUCUACUGUUUGGCUCUGCUGGGAUCUCGUAGCCAAGAGAUUUGUUGCAAUGAAGGUAGUCAAGAGCGCUGCUCACUAUACAGAAACUGCUCUUGAUGAGAUAAAGCUUCUGACCUGUGUUCGUGAUGCCGAUCCGGAUCAUCCAUUUCGCAAUAAAACCGUCCAAUUGCUUGAUGAAUUUAGGGUCUCCGGAGUCAAUGGGCUUCAUGUUUGUAUGGUUUUCGAGGUCCUGGGUCAUAAUCUUCUGAAGUUGAUAAUACGCUCCGGCUAUCGUGGCAUUCCAAUUGAGAACGUUCGCACAAUAAUUAAACAGACACUUGAGGGGCUGCAUUAUCUUCACGAGAAGUGCCAAAUCAUCCACACGGAUAUUAAGCCUGAGAACAUUUUAGUUGCUAUUUCCGAUUCAGCUGUGCGUCGUCUCGCUGCCGAGUCCAUCGAUGCCCAAAGACGUGGGGUUAGGUUGUCAGUCUCGGCUGUGAGCACUGCUCCAAAGGAGGUGAUGCUGUACAACAAGCUGAGUAAGGGUCAGAAGCGGCGUAUGAAGAGGCAACAGAAGAAACAGCAGGCUCUACUGGAGCAAGAGUUUGAGGAAUUGGAGGAGAUUGAGUGUCGUGAGCAGGAACAACGUCUCCGUGAAAUGGGCCUUCUCUAUCCACCUGCCGAGGGCGAUACGGCCUGUACGGACAAUCCUAAGUCGUCAACGGAACAUCAGGAUACAGCUGGAGUAUCUUCACCCGUCGAGGCCGAGUCUUCGGCUCAUAUUCUUCCCUCGGAACGCAACAAUCAUGAGGAUGCAUCAACACAGAUGAAGGCUUCAUCCACCAAUGAUGAAUUGCAAAAUGCCUUUGAACCAGAUGAAACUAACCAGAAGGCACCGUUUGAAAACGCUACAUCCUCGACUAAUUCACUUCUCCGGCUAAGUGCAGAAGCUUACAGAGGGGGCAACGGUGGUCCCAAUGAAGCUGCCCUGGCAAAGCGCGCUAGUAUGUUUGUCCGUCCAGUGACGGCAAACGGUGCUGCUGGAUUCAUUGAUAAACGCCGUUCCCUUCUCCUGGAGCCUAUUUUCAAAGAACCAGACGCUAGCAGGGAGGUUUGUCCUAUCGAAGUCAAGAUUGCUGAUCUUGGUAACGCCUGCUGGACCUAUAAGAAAUUUACUGAGGACAUUCAAACUCGCCAAUACCGAGCCUUGGAAGUACUCAUCGGCGCGGGCUACAGCACACCGGCGGAUAUCUGGAGCACUGCAUGCACGGCGUUUGAGCUAGCAACAGGCGAUUACCUGUUCGAUCCGCACACGGGAGAUGAGUAUUCUCGGGACGAGGACCAUCUUGCACAUAUCAUUGAACUCCUUGGUCCCAUUCCACGUUCCAUUAUCGCUCUGGGCAAGUACUCCCGCGAAUUCUUCGACAAGCGUGCUUGUCUCCGCCACAUUCGUGUGCUAAAGCCGUGGGAUCUGCUGAGCGUGUUAGUGCAGAAGUAUGAUUGGCCGCUGCAAGAAGCAAAGCUCUUUACAUCUUUCCUGGAGCCUAUGCUCGCCUAUGACCCCAACCAGCGUGCGACGGCGUGGGAGUGUCUUCAGCAUCCUUGGAUCACUGGCGCCUCGGCCGACUUUUUAGAGGGCCAAUUUUUUCGGCAUCCAUGCCACCAGGUGUCACCUACCGACACCGCCACUCUCUUUCAACGACCUCCAGGCGCCGCCCUCAGUUCAACAGACGGCGAACUAGGAGUCGAUCAACUGCCUCCCCACCAGCAUCAUCCCUACACGGAGGAUGACGGGCUGCAUCAGGUGGGCGAGUUCUCCUUCUUCUCUCAACCCCCUGCGCAUUAUAUGCCUUCAUCAUCGCAGCCUAGAUACCAGUCCUACUGUGUUCAUCCCCUCGAGUCGGAGGAGGAAGGGGAGGCGGGAGAUGGCAAUGUGUAUGAUCUCACCCCCACACCGGCAUCCCAGUCUGCCUUUAUCCAAAGCGUGCCAGGUGGCCAUUUUACGAAUGAAAAUGCCAAUUUCUAUCCCUAUGGUCACUACGCGCAUCCCAGUCCAAGCAGCGGUAGUGGAGGUGGUGGAUACUUGGCGGGUGAUAGGAUGAACUACUAUGACGGCGGUGGAGGUGCCAGCAGUGGUGAGGCCUUCUCUCGAGAGGGUUCUGGCAGUUCCUCUUCCGGUUCAUCAGCGUCCGAUACUGAACCCUAUCGUCUAAACUACCAUGAGUCGGGGUUUCAUCGUCACCAUCACCACCACGGCUUCGACAACUGUGACUUUGCUUUACCCACUGACGAUCCAGAGGCUCUUCGUUUAGCCGCCAGUCUUUCACAGAACCAGAAGAACAUCCUUGCACACGUCAUGCAAGCCCUUGGUCCCGAAACGGUUUGGAAGGGUCUGCUGGCUGGGAAAAAGCGUCAGCAGAUGCUGCAGUCCGCAACCACUGCCUCCAACAAUAGUGUCAAGCAGGAAGAUGGGGAAAUAGUAGUGCACAUGGAGACAGCAGCUCCUCUCGACAACGGUGGUGACGGACAUAAUGGUCAUGUAUCGGAAGAAGUAGAAGAAAAUAACAUAUCCAUGAGUAACAGGAAUCACAAGAAUGAUACUACCCUUACAACCACCUCUUAA